GUUGCUACGAUUUGUUUGAAAAUUAGUUGAAAAGUUUCAUAAAUGGUGAAUAAAUACUAGAAAUUCGACCUUGGAGUGCCUCUAAUUACGUGAAAUUGGAAUUUCUCUUAAUUUUAACGGCAGAAAAGUGUCCGUAGCGUCGCAGUUUUGUAAAAAUUUCAGUAAUACAAGCAUUUAUUGAAUCUCUUUACACAGUGACCAUACGCAACAUUUGCAUUGGUCGAUUAUGCAAUGCGUGUGACUUCUUAUUGGACAUUUCUAGACGCGGUAUAUGACAGUUAAGAUGUCUAGUGAAGGUGAUUCUUCUAAAAAUCUCUCUUCAGAGUCUAACGAGAAGAAUGAGGCUGAAAAUACCGAUUCUUCUCAAGACGCAAAAGACGCCAAGCCUGACGCAGCAACUGCAAACAGCGUUGAGAAGAAAGAGGAGGACUCAAAGCCCAAGGAAGCCCUAAAUGACGUUUCCGAUGAGUCCGAUAAAAAGCCUGAAACCGAUAAAGCGGCAACAGAAAAAGUAGAAAACGCUAAAAACGAUGUGAAGCCUACUGAUAAAAAAGAAGAGAAAACUAAAGCUAAAGCAAAGGAUGAGGAGGAAAAUAGCGAGCAGGAGGAUGAAAAGAGUGAGGACGGUGAUGAGGAUGAAAAAGACGUGCCAUUACUUGACCAACCUCUUGAAAAAUCUGGGAAAAGGGAACGUAAAAAUGUACAGCGUUUUAACGAGGAAUUUCCAUCAGAAACAAAAGAAGCUGUAAAGAUUGAGAUACCCAAUGGGUCUGGUACUUCUCUGGGUGCGAUACCGCGGAUUGACGCGUCAAUUUCCCGUUUUAAAAACGAGGAUAUGAGACUUCUCCACAAAAUUCUCUUCAAAUUGCAAGGAAAAAGUACAAUGAUUAAGAAGAACAUCAAAAAAUUCAAUGGCUUUGAGUUUAAAAAAGAUUCAGAGGAAUAUUCCAAAAAGGUGGCAUCUAUGACAAAAUGCGAUGUAAAGCAACUUAAAAGCAUUUGUGAAAUGCUUGACCUUCAGAAAACAGGGACUAAAGAUGAUAUUAUUGAGAGGAUACUUGAUUUUCUAUUAGAACCUAAAGAUUCUGGUAAACCCGUUGGAGGAGGAAGACCUAAAAGAACUGCAGCUGUAAGAGCAAACAACAGAGGAUAUUCAUCUCAUGAUAACUAUUCGAGUGAUGAGAGGCAUAGCGGAAGGUCAGGACGAGAUAAAGGUAGAAGAUCUAAUCUGAAGGAUGAUAGUUCUAGUGCCAGCGAUGAAGACUUUGAACCCUCUGAUGAAGGCAGCGAUGAAAAACCAAGCGUUAAAAAACGCAAACGUGUUGAUCGCAAAAAGGUUGAUUCUGAGGAUGAAGAGAGCGAUAUGGAAAGUGCUAGUUCAGAUGAAGAUAGCGACUUCCAGGAGGAGCCUAAGACUAAACGGAGGAAGACUGCAAAGGCUAACAAUAAAAAUAAAGGCAAAGGUACUGGAAAACGGGGGAGACCAGCCACAAAAAAAUCAGGUAAAGCGGGAAAGAAAAAGAACAAAGAAAGUUCUGAAGAGGAAGAAGAAGAGGAAGAAGAGAGCGAGCAAAAGGAAGCAAGCAGUUCUUCUGAAGAUGAGCCUUUAGUCAAAAAAGCAGCAAAGAGCGCUCAACCUCCCACUGAUGAUGAGAUAAAAAGCUACGUGAAAGAAAUUUUAGAAGGCGCUAACUUGGAACAGAUUACAAUGAAGACAGUUUGUCAACAAGUUUAUGCACACUAUCCUGACUUUGAUCUCGCACACAAAAAGGAUUUCAUAAAGUCUACUGUAAAAUCUCUUAUAUCAACGUGAACUUGUUGAAGCGUUUUAGAAUUAAAGUUUGUAUAAUAAAACCAACCUUCAAUGUGUAUGUCCGAGUACAAAGUUUGUAUUUCGUUCUUUUCAUGUUUUACACUUGGCAUUUCAUCAGAUAAUAUUUUUGGCAAACUAAUUAUUAAGUAAGUUAGUUUUAACGUAUCCGGGAUAAAGUGUUUGUAAAUGAGUUCUGACGGUAUAAAGAGAGUUUCGAUCAGAAUUUGUUUUAAAGAUUAUAUUAUUGUAUAUUCCACAUGCAUUAAAAUAUAGUAUUUAUGUGUUUGAUAGUUAUGAUUAUCUUUGAGAUCUUAAUGCUAGUUUUUAUUAUAGGUAAACAUUUUUUGUUGGAGAGAAGUAAAUAAAAUUUGUUAAUUAUC
This is a messenger RNA of Tribolium madens (black flour beetle), 2193 nucleotides long. RefSeq names its product protein DEK (gene Dek). Gene Ontology annotation, cellular component: nucleus. The record is from RefSeq and is a predicted model, not a curated record. Gene Ontology annotation, biological process: chromatin organization; regulation of double-strand break repair. Bases 272 to 1813 code for a protein of 513 amino acids. The transcript is spliced from 6 exons. Gene Ontology annotation, molecular function: DNA binding; histone binding. Lineage: Eukaryota; Metazoa; Arthropoda; Insecta; Coleoptera; Tenebrionidae.